Molecule: messenger RNA, 2628 nt
Organism: Plasmodium cynomolgi strain B
Lineage: Eukaryota; Apicomplexa; Aconoidasida; Haemosporida; Plasmodiidae
Exons: 2
Coding region: 1-2628 (875 amino acids)
Source: RefSeq, a predicted model, not a curated record
AUGAGAAAGGUACAAGCAAUUUUUGCAUUCUGUUUUUUUUUAAUUUUCUGUUGUUUAAUAAAACCGAGUACGGUUAGCAUAUAUUGUGAAAUUAUAAAUGAUGAGGAUGUAUACUUAAGGACAUUAAAAGGACAAAAUUUCAGCGAAGAAUUUAUAGCCCUAUUUGACAACAAGGAUGUGCGUGUAACGAUAGAAAAAUUUAUUUUGGAAGAACAUGUAAAAUAUUAUAUUAGCAAAGUGAGAAAAAGUGAACACAAUAUAAUUAAAACUAUUGAGAAAUUAUUGAUGAGAGAAUUUCCAUCUACCAUUGGACUUAAGGAAGACAUUAUAAAAAAUGAACUGCUGAAAUUUUUAAGCAUUAUAUUUACAAAGCAGGAGGAUGUUGUGAAGAAAUUUUUUGCCAACUUUAAUAAGAGCACUUUCGACAUUGGUGCGAAUUAUCGUCAUUUUGAAAGCAAAUUUUUGGACGAAUAUGAAAAUAUUGAAAAUUUAAAAAAAACUUAUUUUUCCAUUUUUAAUCAAGUAACUGAAGCGUUGAAUAGCACUAAGACGAGUGAAGAUAACAAAAGUAGUGUAUACUUUAUCGACAUCAAGGACAGAGUACUUUCUAAUGUAGCAUCACUUAAGGAUACUUUGGCAAAGCUAAGAGGCGAAGUUGUUGCUUUGUACAAUAUAAACUAUGGAUUGAAUGAGCUGAAGAAUGAGGUAGAUGUGCAUAUUUCAAAUUUUCGAAGAGAGCACGAGGGGACCCAGGGCACCCCCAUCACUACAGAUCCAGAAAGCGGAAAAGAAGGUGAUGUGAAUAUUCUCAACCUGGUGGAGGAUGUGGCAUCCAAAUUGAUGUUCAAUUUGAGAACCAAAAUUUCCAGCACGAGAGAUGAACUUCAAAAACGAUUAACCACUUUAGAGAAGGAACUAAUCGAUAUGUCUAAUGAAAUCACCCGAUUGGAUAUUCAGCAGAAUGUACCUAAACUCUCCAUCGUAAAGAAUAACAACUUCCUCAACAUUGAAAGCAUUCGAAAUGAGUAUGAAGAGUACGUGAAUAAAACGGAGAGUGACCGGGAGGCUAUGGAAAAUGUGAAUGGUAGCAGCGGUAUGAGCGUCGUUGGUGGAGGGAGCGACGGACCCGUGUUUGAGAAGACCCUGCAGCUGCUAGAAAAGCACACCUCCUGGGUGAAGGAGCAGGAUGCCUUCACGUACUGUGAGAGGGACGACAUCGCCGAGGUUUUGAAGAUCUGCUUGAACCUUGUGGAGAAGCUGAAGGAUAUAGUCAUACAGGAAAAUUUCAAUUUACUAAUGAAAUAUGAAAACCUGUACAAGGAGCUGAAUAAGUUUCUAUACCAUUCGAGAAGUAGCACUUUGGACAUCUCAUACAUGAAGGCAUGGUCCUCCAUCGAGAAUUACAAAGGAACAGAAAUCCUCAUCAACGGAGUUGACAGGCUACUAUCCAUGAUUAAUACACUCACACAGAUGAUUAAACUUUUUAAGGAAGCUAAUAAAAAUAUGAAUCCAGAUGUAUUUUUUAACCUGAACAGAUUAAGUAAUGGGUUCUACAAUUCAGGAACGAAAGUGAAUCUAUUUAAGAUGGAGCUAGCCAAAUUAAUGCACCCUCCACAUAGCCUACAAGUUAUAAAAAAUAACAUUGAAAAGUUUGGACAUGUAUAUAAGGAUAAUAUCACAAAGAUGAAGGUGAUCACAAAUUCGUUUGAAAUUGCCUCUGGAAAUAUGCAAACAGAAAUUGACGAAAUUUUAAAAAUUGUAAGUACGAUGAUUCUGGCAGAUAAUUUAAUUAGCGAAUUUAGAAAGGUUAGGAGAGUCUGGAAGAGACACGUUAAACGUACUUUGAAGGAACUUAAUGAGAAGAUGGGGCUUAUGAUUAGUGCGUAUAGAGAAAAUAGAAAUGUGAUUUUCCCCUGUGAGUUAGACCCUACCAGGUCACACCUCUCGCACAGUGAAGGGACGACGAACGCGUUGAUGGGCUCACUAAGUGGUUCACUGAGUGGCUCACUGAGCGGAUCACUAAACGGUUCACUGAGUGGAGCACUGAGCGGUUCACUGUGCGGCUCACUUAGCGGCGCACUAAGCGAAGAGGUUAACUUUAAUAGGAACUGUAUUAAUAAAAGCACCCUGGCGUCGCCGUACUUUAUAAAUCUGUACAAAAACGUAAUGAACAAAUUCGAUACGGUGAAAAAUGAAAAAGAAAUGAAAAGGCUAUUCUCUGUUAUAUACAGAUCUGUGGAUAUCAUUUUACAGAUAAUUAAAGAUAACAGAAAUAAUUUGAACCAAGAAUACAAUAAAAAGCGGAAGCAGAUUAUAAAUUUGAUUAAUUAUAGAAAGGACUCUAGAGUGGACAUGACAAAUGUGUAUAACAAAUUGAUCGAGCUGGAGGGUGACUUGGUUAGUAAUUUACAGAAAUUGUUUUUAAAUAAAGUGAAUUUGAAUAAACAGCUGGAGCAUUCUGUAGAGAUGACCAAGGCAGAGCUCUUCAAGGACAAGGUGCCUCCCUACUGCAACUUGGUGGAACAGUUCAUUACGAAAUACUUUCUGACCAUGAUGAGGUGGAAAAGGCUUAUAAACAACAACAGGAGUUUAUUCCCCCCCGAGUUGAUAUCGAAGCAUAAUGGAUAA